Molecule: messenger RNA, 705 nt
Organism: Candidozyma duobushaemuli
Lineage: Eukaryota; Fungi; Ascomycota; Pichiomycetes; Serinales; Metschnikowiaceae
Product: cysteine proteinase 1, mitochondrial
Exons: 1
Coding region: 1-705 (234 amino acids)
Biological process (GO): proteolysis; L-homocysteine catabolic process; response to toxic substance
Cellular component (GO): cytoplasm
Molecular function (GO): cysteine-type aminopeptidase activity
Source: RefSeq, a predicted model, not a curated record
AUGGUUAUCUUCUUGGGUCAGCCACCACUCCCAGAUCAGGAAUUGGUGUGGGAUUUCAAGGACAAGGAUGACAAUGUCAAGAAGUUGACCUUCACGCCAUUGCUGUUCUACAAGGAUUUGGGCAUCAGCUUGAAAAACUAUGUUUCCUUGUUGAAUGACCCUCGUAACCCAUACGACAAGGUCAUCAACAUUGACAAGUUGGGUAAUGUUGUUGGCGGUAAAGAGGUGUCUUACUUGAACAUUGACAUCAAUGAGUUGGCCAAGUAUGCCGUCGAGCGUCUUAAGAACAACCAGGCUAUUUUCUUCGGUACCCACACCCCAAUCUACAUGGACAAGAAGAGAGGUAUCAUGGACGAGGAGCUUUAUAACUAUAAGCUUAUCGACUUCCAUGCCGAUCAAGACAAGUCCAGCAGAAUUGAGUACAGACAGUCUCUCAUGACCCAUGCCAUGGUCUUGACUGCCGUGCACUUGGACGAGCAGGGUAACCCAAUCAGAUGGAAGGUUGAAAACUCCUGGGGUAAGGACUCGGGCCAGGACGGUUACUAUUGCAUGGACCACAAGUACUUCAAGGAAUACGUUUACCAGAUUGUUGUUGACAAGUCCGAGUUGCUGGACAAACAUCAAAAAAUCUACGAUGAGGCUGCUGAUCCCGUCGUUUUGCCCCAUGGGAUCCAAUGGGUGCAUUGGCUACUUUCUCUUAGGUAA